Trichoderma citrinoviride is the source of this 504-nucleotide messenger RNA. RefSeq lists its product as hypothetical. Bases 1 to 504 code for a protein of 167 amino acids. Lineage: Eukaryota; Fungi; Ascomycota; Sordariomycetes; Hypocreales; Hypocreaceae. The transcript has a single exon. The record is from RefSeq and is a predicted model, not a curated record.
AUGGCGCCAGAGGUCUUCUUCAGCGUUUGCUACGCUGACAAACAGCCCCCAAAGGCUAUUCAGGAUCUCCACACCUUCACUCCGGCCAUUCUAGAUGGCUACUGCCGCCACAGGGUCCAAUACGCGGACUAUCCAGCCAUCGUCGAAGAGCCAGGCCACUGCGUGCGAGGCAUGUAUGCGACUGGAUUGACAGAGGCCAACAUAUACAAGCUGGAUGAAUUUGAGGGCGAUGAGUAUAAGCGGAUCAAGGUCAACGUCAAGCUGUUAAAGAUGGAGGACGAGAAGGAAGUCGAGGGAGAGGUCAAGGAGGCGGACGUAUACGUCUUCCUCAACCCCGAUCUGCUGGAAAAGCGCGAAUGGGACUUUGAAGAGUUCCGAGAGCAGAAGAUGAAGAUGUGGACCCGAGGCGACUGGGCGUUUUCAGAAGGUAACUCCCCGGGCUGCUAUUAUGCCACCUUUGGCAAGUUUACUGAUUCGAGAUUUAGAGGAGAAGGCAGUUGUUGA